GAUGCCAAUCUGGCUAAAUUUUACUUCUAUUUUAAAACACAUAAAUGUUCUCUUUCCAUUUAUAGUUAUGUUAAGAAUACUAGGAAAUUCAAGGCAUCAAAAAUCUUAAAAUUAAUGCUGUAAAAAUGAUGACAUUAUUUAUAUAGUAUAAUUUGGAAAAUACUGAAUAUAUUUUUGUUUUGUUCAAAUACAUGGAUUUUUAUGAAGAGGAUAACUUUAAGUACCAAUCAUUAUCAAGUUAUGCGGGGUGGUAUAAUAGAUGGAGGUAUGGUACAAAGAAAACUAUUUAAAUCCUUAGCUCUUCAAAUUAUGUGCCAGUUUCUAUGUUGCAGUUUUCUCAUCUGAAAAAUGAGUUGAACUAGAUAACCUCAAAAGUACCUUUCACCUCUAAAAUCACAUGAUUCCUAAAUUAAAACUAAAUCUUAAUUUGGAAAUGUCUUCCAUCAUUACCACAAAAGGUAUAUAUAUAUUUUUAUGUAUCAAUGUGAACUGUAAUCAGGAUGUACUUAAGUAUUUCCACAAACCUACAGAAACUCCGAUUUGAAAGUGUCCACUAGUUUAGGCCAUAGCUAGGUUCAAAUUUUCUAGACCACCAAAUUUUACACUGAAACAGGAUUAGCAGUAUGUGUGAUAUUUGCUUUUAUUUUUAAUCCUUUGUGUUUAAGAAAAGCUGUGUGACUAUAUAACACUGCAAUUUCCUAAAAGUUAUGUCUGAAUACUAUGUUAUUUUAGAGAUUUACUAAUCUAAUUGUUCCUUUUGGCAAGGUAAUAGAGCCCUUACAGAAAUAUGCCAAUUCUUUAAUAAUAUUGUGAAAAUGCAAUCCUUAUUUUCUCUUUCUCUGUCUCUCUGUCAUACACACAGAGUACAAUUAAAAAAGUUUUCUUUGACUCUUUAUAAUCUCAUUUCUGCUACCAAAUUAGUAUACCUCUAUAUAAAAUGUAUGAUAGAAAAACAAUAGCUUAUGUCAGUUAUAUAUCGACAGUCACAAAAUUAGCAGAUAGCUUUGAUACUUUUGUUCUCAACUAAAUUAACUGGCUCUAUUAGAAGUUCAACUCCCACCAAAAAAGCAUUCUAAAAUUGCCAAGUGCUAACAGUUCAGUUUCUUCCCCAUCCCACUUCACCAAAUUAAAAAUAAAAAUAUCAGUCUAGAUACAGUCUAGUAAUUUGCUUAUUAUUAAUUGACUUUAGCUAUAUAACAUAUAUAUGCCUACUAGUCAUAAUUCUGUAUGGUAUGGACUACUUCUAUAUGCAUGAACAUGAGUUAAGAAUGCACCAAUUUCAUUUUUUAAAAAUCAAUUGUGGUAACUUUAAAAUUGAGAUAAAUGACAAUUACAAAUUUGACAAUACAUAUUUGCUGUGUUAAGACUUUUUUUUCCCCUCAAGUUAAUUCUUUUUUCUUUAGCUAAUGAAGAGGAAGGCAAGUUAAUGGGCUCAUGUUAAAUAGUUUCUUAACUAACAGUACUCUAACCUCAAAAAUAAGCACAGGAAAUGGGGUUUAGUUGAUAUGUUGAGUUUUUUUUAUGUUUUCUAAAUAUCUUAACUAUGGAAUCGCAUGCAUUAAUCUCAAUCCUUAUCAUUCUUGACCUCUCUGUAAUAUGUUGUUGACUAAUCCCUUCUCCUACCUCUCUUAAGAUAUUCUCACCUCCUUUUUGUUUUUGUGAGACUGGAAGGAAGAAAUCAAACAAGCAUUUAUUAAGUGCCUAAGAUGCGUUGCAAGUAAUACAAAGAAGAGCAAAAACACAGUUCCUGCUUUGAAGUUUACAUUUUAAUGAAUCAGAUCAUACGUAAAUAAUAAUGUAGAUACACAUUAUGGACAGAGUAAAGAGAGAGCAGAUUUUGGAGCCAAGACCAAUGUUCAAAUCCUCCCCCUGACACAUGCUCCCUAUUUAAAGUUAUAAAUGGAACACAAGGUGUUGAGCUGUAUUGAUAAAAGUAUUGUCACCUAAAAGUUUCUUACAUCAAUGGAAUCACAGCUUCAUUCCACAUCUCCAUAUUUGUAUUUUCUUAUCUGUAUGUUAUCCCCUUUCCUCUAAUACACAACAUAAACAUAAAUUACCUUUGCUAUGUGCAGUGCCUGACAUAAGCAGCAUUUAAUGUUAGUUUGUUAAAAUGAACUAAAAAUUACAGUGUAUAAUCUUGGAGUCACUCUUGAUUCUUCUCUCUUUGUCCUCCCCAUUGCCAAAUCUCAUUACUUCUUCCUCCAUAACACUCAGACUCUCAGUUAUUUCUAACUUAGACUACUGCAAUAUCUUCUAAAUUAGAUGACCAGCCCGUAGUCUCUUUCCUCUUCAAUUCACCUUCCACAUAGCUGCCAAAAUAAUCUUCCUUAAAUCUGUACUUGUUAUUCCCCUGGAUCAAGAAACUUCUAUGACUUCCUAAUAUACCUAGAAUAAAAUAUAAACAUUUUUCUUUGAAAUUUAAAUCUUCAGAGUCUGGUUCCAGCCACCUUUGCAGUGUGAUUAUCAUUGUCCAUUCACACACUCUUCAUUCCUCAUAAACAACUAAAUUUACUGUUUUCUGAACUUGGUACAUUCUUUCCUGAACUUAUUUUUUUGUACAGGCUAUUCUCUCCCUUAAUGCUGGAAUGAAGUUUUUACUUCUGCCUCUUAGAAUCCUUUGUUUCCUUUAAAGUUAAGUUGAUGAGGCAUUUUCCUAGGGGAAAAUCUUUCCUUACUCCCUGUUAGUGCUUUUGUGUGUAUGUGAAAUGUUUGUAUACAAACACAUAUAUACAUAUGAGAACUGUUUCUUUUUUACAUGUUAUAUCCUGUACAUGUUUACACGUUUUACAUGUGUGCCCACUCCCUAGUACAAUAGAAACUUCUUAAGGACUAAUUUUCAUUAUCUUAUAGCCCUAUUGCCCAACACAAUGCAUUGUACGUAAUGGGCCUUGGUGAAUGGAAUUUUUACUCUGUCUUAUAUAUUUCUGAGAACAUUCAAAUAUUUUAUUGUAUUUUACAAUCUUAUAUAUUGGGCAAGAAGCCCAUCACAGGGAAAUUGGUAUAGUAAUGAAAUUAAUCUCAUUUCAGGGAAAGAAGUCUGAUGUAGUCUAUUCUUGGAAAUAUCAUGGUAUCUUAAAUGAAAAUGACAAAAGCAUGGGGGCAGGUAGGUGGCUCAGUGGAUAGAGCACGAGCCCUGAAGUCAAGAAGACCUGAGUUCAAAUCCAGCCUCAGACACUUAACAUUUCCUAGCUGUGUGACCCUGGGCAAAUCACUUAACCCCAAUUGCCUCAGCAAAAAUAAAUAAAUAAAAAUGACAAAAGAUCUUCUAGCUAAAUCAAAAUAUUAGUGAGAAACACAAUGUUUCUAAAGAAAGUGUUGAUCUUAUAAUAAACAAUUAUAUCUCACCUUACGCAAAAGAAGUCACAAAAAGUUUCAUGUAAAUAAAAUAUAAAUUAAAUCUACUGGGGAGCCUUGCCAUUUAAAGGUGUUUUCCUUUAGACAUGUGUAAAAAUUAAUUUUCAUUAGUUAAAUUUAUCAAAUUGAUUAAAUGAGAUGCAACUAUAUAUUUAAUACAGAUUUUUAAAAAUUAUACACUAAUCUUUUAAAUGACUAAAUGGUGGCGGUGCUGUCAUGUAUAGAAAGAGUGUUCCCUUCUCUCUCCCUGAUUUUUUUUAGGAUCCAAAUUGUGUUCAUUUUUUAUCUAUCCAAUUACUCUGGCCCAUGUUGAUUUUUAUUUUCGUUUUCCUAAAAUUCCUUAUUAAAAAUAAAUUUAGCUCGACUUGAUAGAUACUAUUUUUGUUAUAUAUCAAUAUAAAACCUGAUCUCUAUUCUCAUAAGUAAAUUAGUUCUUCCUCUUUUUUUUUUUUUUUUUUUGAAUUCUGUACUUUUGGCUUGAAUUCAUUUAAUAAGAUACAGUGACAUAGUAUGAUGCUCAGUACAUAUUGAAUACUUAAUAGCCCUGACUCUAUCAAACUCUUUUUCUACCAAAACAAAAAAUUUAAUCUCCAUGUAAUUUUUUUAGGUGGAUACAUCUCCUUUUCUUGGUCUAAUUUGCUGCAUCUUCAUCUGUGUCAUAUCUAUGGGUAUAUUCCAAGGCUCUGUCUUUUGACUUUCUUCUCUUUUCUCUUUCUACUUUGUUAGUAUAGGUUAUCUUAUCAGCUCCCAAAUGUUUAAUUAUCAUCCCUAUGCAAAUGAUUUCCAGACAUGUAAAUCUAGCUUCUUUCUUCUCUGAUCUAGUCACACAUUGCAGACUGUCUAUUGGAUAUUUUCAAACUACAUGUUCCGCAUAAUCUGAAAGCAUGAAAACUUCAUUCAAGAAAUUACUUUUGCUUUCUAUAUCCACAUAGAGGAGAAGAAAGUUACACUUUCAAUGAUUUCAAUUUCCACUCACACCCUGCCUUACUCUUCCUAUGACAACAUCUUCAUGGAUAACCAAAGUAGCCAAUGCCAAAAUGACUCAUCAGGGACAUCAAAUGCUGCCACCUGCACUAUGGAUGAACAAUUACUGUCUGUUGUUCUAACAGUUUUCUACUCCUUUAUUUUUAUUGUGGGACUUGUUGGAAACAUCAUAGCUCUUUAUGUAUUUUUGGGAAUCCAUCGUAAAAGAAAUUCUAUUCAGAUUUACCUGCUUAAUGUAGCCAUUGCAGAUCUCCUACUCAUCUUUUGCCUCCCCUUCCGAAUACUGUAUCAUGUUAACAAAAACAUCUGGAUAUUGGGUGUAAUUCUCUGCAAGACGGUGGGAACGCUAUUCUACAUGAAUAUGUAUAUCAGCAUUAUUCUUUUGGGUUUGAUCAGUUUGGAUCGUUACAUAAAAAUUAAUCGAUCUAUUCAUCAACAUAAAGUAUUAACAACUAAACAAAGCAUUUACAUUUGUUGUACAGUGUGGGCACUAGCAAUAACUGGAUUUUUAACUAUGAUCAUUUCAACACUUAAGAAAGAAGGACAUAAUUCUACAAUGUGUUUCCAUUACAGAGACAAGCAUAAUGCAAAGGGGGAAGCAAUUUUUAAUUAUAUCAUAGUGAUCGCGUUUUGGUUAAUUUUUCUUCUGCUAAUCCUUUCUUACAUUAAAAUUGCCAGUUACCUUUUAAAGAUUUCUAAAAGGAGAGCCAAUUUCCCUAAUUCUGGAAAAUAUCAUACCACAGCACGUAAUUCCUUCAUUGUGCUUAUUAUUUUCACUAUAUGUUUUGUUCCUUAUCACGCUUUUAGAUUCAUUUAUAUAACAUCACAGCUAAAAACACCUGAUUGUUACUGGAAGGAGAUUUUCCACAAUAUCAAUGAGAUUAUGCUUGUACUCUCAUCUUUUAAUAGCUGCUUAGAUCCAGUUAUGUACUUUCUGAUGUCCAGCAACAUCCGCAAAAUUAUAUACCAACUUCUUUCAAGAAGAUUUCAAGGAGAAUCAAGCAGAAGUGAAAGUACUUCAGAAUUUAGAGCAGGCCAAGGCCAUUCUCUGCAUGAUAAUUCUGUUAGUGUUAAAUAUGAUCAACAUUUAAGAGUACUCUGAGAUGAACAUGUUACAAAGAAUUAUCAAUCACUGUCUUUUACCAAAACUAUUUACUAACUAAUGCUAAGGUCUACAAGUAUUAUUAGAGAACUACAAAAUUCAGUAAUGAUAUUUCUAGCAUUAACUAAAAACAAAUGAACCAACCUCUAAAAUUUAGCAUUUUAUGAAUUUUUCUUUUUGUAAAAUAUAGCAAGCUAUGGUUUAUUUCCUUGAUUCAUCAAAUAUGUUGAAGACAAAAAGAUCACAGUCACUUCUAUAUGAUUUUAAUUGUAUUAAUUUCAGUUUAAAAUCUUAAAAGUGUUAAUCUAUUGUUACAUUUGUAAAAGGAGUGGCAAAAGUAUCUACAGGAAUUCAUGACCUUAAUAAUAUAAGAAGCUGAAGAAAAUUUUAAUUUCCCAAACUUGUAAAUUAGUGUCAAUAUAUAUUUCAGACUAUUUAAAUAGGUACAACAAAUAAGGGAGAUAAGUGUCUUUGAUUACUUUAGGUUGACAGAGUUGUGUUUAGUUGGUACUCAAAAAUUUCUCACAUAUUUGUCAAAUUCAUACAUUAUUCAUGCCUUUUUUUAAAAAAAGUAAAAGCUAAGAUUUUUCUAGUUUCUAUAAACAAAAUUUACAGUGAUGUAUAUGACAUGAUAUUUAGCAAACUAAAUCUUUUUAAAAGUAUACAUUCAUGAGAUACCAGUUGUUCCUCAACUACAUGGCUAAAUAAAACCAUGUAAGGAAGAAAUAAAUUUCAAAGCUCUUUAUCCACAUUAUCUAACAAUACAUGCAAACACGUCACAAAAGCAAGCCUUGUGAUACAACUGAAAGAAGCAAAAACUAAGACAAUAUUUUAAAAAGCAAAUGGAUCUGAACACAACAAAAUCAGGUUUCUAAAUCAAAUAAACUUGUUAUGAUUCUCUGGGAGAUUAUAGGAAUAAAUGAUAUCACUACUAUAACUAUACCUGAAUGAUAAGGAAAGAAAAGGAACCCAAUAUGCAAAAUGAUAAAGAAGAAGCUGGGUAAACUAUUGUCCAUAAAUAUAAUAGACUAUUGUGCCAUAAGAUACAAGAAGUUUAAAGAAAACAAAAUAUAAAAUUGAUAUAAAGUGAUAAGGAAUGAAUCACAGAAUCUCAAUGAUAUAUACUGACUAUGACUAAAUAAAAAGAAUUGGGACAGAAUUCCAAAAAAUACAAAGAAAAAGAAUAUCUGAAGGGGACAUAGGAGCAAACAGGACAUUUCUAUUAUCAUUCUGUUAAAAUUUAACAUACACUUAAAAAUAAAUUGCAAAUAAUUUGAAGCUUAUGCUAUUAGGUGCUUUUUGUUUACUUGAAUGUUUUAUUGAUGAUUAUUAACAUUUUUCUAAAAAGAAGUUUCAAAAAUUAAUCAAUAAUCAUAAAAUUUAAAAAUUGUAAAGGACCUGAGAAGUCACAUGAAAGAAAAAGGAGUAUUAUUAACAUUAGCCCCAUAUUGCUCUUCCUUUUUCUCCCCUCCCUUUUGGAAGGAUGAUUACUUCACACAUUUUCAGAAAAAAUCUGAGAAUAGUAAAGUCCUGGCGUUGGCCCUUUUUUAUUUCUUUUUCAAUUUCCAUUGACUUCCAUUGAAAAUGAAAGAACUGUCCUUCCUUUUCCAUCUAGAACUAGUACCAGCAGGCUCCUAUACAGCAAGAAUCAUUUCUUGUACAAUUUUAUAUCCAACAGAAUUUAACACAGUAAAUACUUCAUAAAUAUUGCUGAAGCUGAUGCCUACAUUCCCUAAGUGUAAGGCCUACUUUAAAAGUGACAGUCACUAAAGCCUGAAUAUUAUCUAGUCUUGCCCCUGUUACUAACAGAUGCUGGGAAUAUUAAUCAUACUGGGACUUCAUUUCUUUACCUGUAAAGUAAAGGGACAGGGAUGUAAGAUUUCUAAGGACAUGUAUAGUUCUGAAAUGCCAUAAUUCUAUCAGUUAUUUGUUUUUUUUUUUUUUUCCAGCUAAAUAUCUAUUACGUGAUCGAAUGGUGAGAACCUCAAGGCAGAUAAUUUGCUUGCUUUAGAUAUGUAUCUGUUUGGAAAAGACAGAACAUUACUAGCAAUAUAAAUAAAACUUUGUCAAAACAAAUCUAAAA
Molecule: messenger RNA, 7523 nt
Organism: Antechinus flavipes (yellow-footed antechinus)
Lineage: Eukaryota; Metazoa; Chordata; Mammalia; Dasyuromorphia; Dasyuridae
Gene: GPR34
Product: G protein-coupled receptor 34
Exons: 2
Coding region: 4310-5440 (376 amino acids)
Biological process (GO): G protein-coupled receptor signaling pathway
Cellular component (GO): membrane
Molecular function (GO): G protein-coupled purinergic nucleotide receptor activity
Source: RefSeq, a predicted model, not a curated record